Messenger RNA from Candidula unifasciata, 366 nucleotides. The record is from the annotation of a GenBank genome assembly. NCBI's taxonomy places the organism in Eukaryota, Metazoa, Mollusca, Gastropoda, Stylommatophora, Geomitridae.
AUGCAAGCUUCAGGACACACUGCGGAUGAUGAGGAAUACACACUGCAUAAACGGAUGCCACCAAGGCUCCCGCAGCGACUCAACGAUGUGUACAUCACUGAAAAGACACAUUUUAAGGCUCAAGAAAGCAAGUGCCAAAAACUUCUCGACUCUGGUAAUGAGGUGAUAAUUCAUGGCCUCGGUAAAGCUGUCAACAGAGCUAUCAACUUAGCUCUUCAGCUUAAGGAAAGGGGAAACGGUACUGUUCAGAUCUGCUGCCAAACCUCAACUGUGGAUCUGGUUGAUGAACUAAUACCAGAGGCAGAUGGAGACGUCAAGACAUCGAUGAGAAGCAAUUCUGCUAUUCACAUUCGGGUGUACAGAUAG